CACAGGAGGCGGGUUUUUCGGAAUACGGGUAGGACGGGAAUUGAGGUGUGUUUAUUCAGACAGUCUGGGUUCUCAAAGUCCUUCCUGUAUUUCAUGAGAGCAGAGAGGGAGUGAAGUCUUCCGGAAGUUACAUUUCAGCAAUACAGUGUCUCAUUUCACCCUGAAGGAAUCCUCAUAAAUCCCACCUCUCCUCUGGAACACUGAUGAAGACUGAACACACAGCGAGUCCUCAGGGUGAGAAGUGAGCGAUGCCUCUGUUUCGUCAGGCCGAGGUCAGACAGGAGAGGGAGAGAGAGGGGACGAAGAGGAAGAGUCAUCAGUAUGAGUGUGAUGAGGAAGACGAGGACGAGCCUUCAUCGCUGAGGCGUCUGUGUGUCUUCAGCCUGGCGGAGAACAUGAAGGACGUAUGGACGCAGGACUACGCCAACAACUACAUGGAUCAAUACUUCUUCCGAUACGUCAUGGGGCCCUUCAGCCUCCUGCCAGGAGAUCUGAUCGAGGAGCUGCUGUGUGUUCUGUCUCAGAGGAAGCUGCUGUCUCGUGCAGCUCUGCAUCUCCUCCUGCUGCCACAACUACACACACUCUCACUGUCACAGUCCGGUAACCUCGUCACCGCCAACCUGUGCAGCCUGAUUACUGUGCGCUGUCAGUUUCUGAAGUGUUUAGAUCUGAGUGGAGCGCAGAACGUCUCCUCUGCCACUCUGUGUUCUCUCCUCAGCGACCUGUCCUGCCUUCACUCUCUCUCUCUGGCUGGAACGCUAUGCGACCGUGCCGCGAUUGCUACGGUGGCCCGGCGGUGCUCGCUUCUUCAGCACCUGGAUGUUUCCCGCUGCCUCCACCUACCCCCGGCUGCCCUGUUGCCCCUGGCGCUGCAAGGACCUAAACGUCUCGCCAGCUUGCUGGCCCUGGACAUCGGUUUAGGAGAGCAUGAGGAUGACGGACCGGCUUCGGCUGCCUUCCUCCUGCUCGGCGUGUCCGGUCUGCAGCGGCUGGCGAUCGAGGGUCUCGGACACGCUUGUGCGAUCAUCCAGAAUCGGGAUUUCGCUGUGACGGAUGGGUUUACCGCCCGAGAGGGCGUGCCGUGUCUUGGGGAAUUAUGGGAUGCAAGAGUUCAGGAAAAAGAAGUGAGGGAGGAUGAGGAGGAUAGAUUCACUUUGGAGGAGAAAAUGGACAGAUCCUUGAGUUUGGAUGAAGGCAGAAGAACAGACGCACCAAGGGGACGUUUUAAAUUACGCCUCCGAGAGGUACAUGGACUGACCCUCGACAGUCUGGAUGCUGUCAGCAACGUCUGCCCUGAUGUUCACUCUGUAUCGCUAAACUGCCAUGAUGAUGAUGAUGAUGAUGAUGAAGGUUCCUCCCAGAGUAUAUGUUUGACUCGGGGCUUGACUCGGUGGUCAGGUCAACUGCACUUCCUCUCUCUGCAGUUCUCCGGCCCGCUCUCAGAACUGGUUCCUCCUCUGCAGGUUUCCGGGUCUUGUCUCCUCUCCCUCACACUGGAGGGCCUCCAAGCCGACGGAAACCUGCCUCUCAUUGCACUCCUGCGUGCCUGCCCUAAACUCGCCUCUCUCACACUCCACAUCGACCCUCCACGUUCCAACCAGGAAGAGGAUAACGAUGAUGAUGAUGAAGACGUAGAAGACUGGGAUUUACCGUGUCUUCCACACCUCCGCACUUUAACACUAAUGUUUUCCUUGGAGGAGAGCCGGCUGAAGCCUGUGCUGUGCUGGACUUCCCUGAAGGGGGUGCUGUGGUCCUUGCUGAGAGGCUCCGUGCAGCUCCACACGCUGUCUCUGAUCGCCACUCCUUGUCGCCUGGAUCCGGUGUUCAGACUGGUCCUGGAUCGCCAUGCCGAACCGCUGCGGCGUCUCAGACGUGUCAGCCUGCAGCGCUCUGACGUCACCAUGGAAACGGCAACGCGGCUCGUGGACUCCUGCCGUCGCUUGAUCAGUCUGGAUGUGAGCAGCUGCUGGUCUCUGACUCGGAGCAAUGUCACUAAAUUACAGAGCCGAGCCAGGAGGAGGCGCCGUCAACUCCACAUCACAUGGACAUGAGGCGGAGAGGAAGUGCAUUAUUUUUAUAUUUAUAUAUAUAUAUAUAUAUAUAUAUAUAUAUAUAUAUAUAUAUAUAUAUAUAUAUAUAUAUAUAUGAUCAAGGUUUACCAGUGAAGUCAGGAUUCUUUUUAAAUCGUUCUCUUUGUUUAAUGGUUUGAGCUGUCUGUCUUUUUAAAGAUACCAGACACUACUAUUUUAUUCAUGAAGUAUAACACUGUUCUGUCUUCUCAGAUUCAGUGUGUGUAAAUGUUUACAGUUGGCCAUGCUGUCAUAUCUGUGCACUUUUACUUUAAUAUAUCAUGAAUUGAUAAGAUUUUCAUUUUACAAUUGGCCUUGCACUUGCUUCUUUGACAUUUUUUUUCUUUUUUGUCACGACGGACUGGUACAUUCUUUGUCUACUCUGCAUGUGUUAUUAUAAUGCUGCAGUUUUGUUGUUCCUUUCUUCCUUUUUUAUUUUCCGUUACAAGAAAUAAAUGAAAAGACUCUGA
Molecule: messenger RNA, 2539 nt
Organism: Ictalurus punctatus (channel catfish)
Lineage: Eukaryota; Metazoa; Chordata; Actinopteri; Siluriformes; Ictaluridae
Exons: 6
Coding region: 249-2051 (600 amino acids)
Source: RefSeq, a predicted model, not a curated record